Molecule: messenger RNA, 1044 nt
Organism: Lolium perenne
Lineage: Eukaryota; Viridiplantae; Streptophyta; Magnoliopsida; Poales; Poaceae
Source: RefSeq, a predicted model, not a curated record
AUGGCGAGCGCAGCGAUGGGACCGGACGCCGUUCCACCCGUGGUGGAGGAGGGGUCGGCAGGCGUCGGGUCGACCGAGGGCCAGAAGGCGCCCGAGGUCGAAGAAAACAUCGUCGAGGAAGGCGGCCUCUCGGAGCCGCUGAAGGAGCGCCGGUCCAAGGCUGCUAGGGACCGAGCCCCGCCCAGCGACGCCGACACGCGGGCGGGCGAGGUGCCGUCGAUUGAGGCGGUGAUGCAGGCGGGGGAGGCGGCCGAGUCGCGCCAUCCGCCGCCUUCUACCUUGACCUUCACUGAGCUCCACACGGCGCUUGGUGAAGCACACGUGGCGGAGGUUAAGCGAUUGACCGCGCUCGUGGAGGAGGCGGCGCAAAAGAACCGGAAGUUGAUUGCUCUGGGCACAGAGGCGCAGGCAAAGGCUCUUGCCGAGGCCCGGGAGGGAUUCGUCAAGGAAUCUUUCUACCGCGAAGCCGAAUUCCGGGCGCAGCAGAAGGGCCGGGAACUGGAAGACGUCAUCGCCGAGUACAAGGUAAAGCUGGAGGCCGCGACUGAUGCGCGGGACUCCGCGCGUGGGGCCGCCGCGUCUCUGCGGGAAGAGGUUGCGGCCUUGAAUCAGCAGCACGCCAAGGAGUUGGCUGCGGAAAAGGAGGCGUCCGAAGGUACGAGCGACUUCACGGAGACGGCGACGCCGCGGGAAUGCCUGUCGACUGCGACCGCGCGCAUCAUUGCCUGUGCGGGGGAGAUACUGGCUGCGCUCCAGUACCUGAGUCCGCGGGAGGUGAUUCCGCGGGACACGCCGUCCGUCUUCAGGGCCGUGUCCAACAUUCCGGCCGUCGUUGACUGGCUCCGCCGCUCCUCCUGCCAUGCGGCGCCUGGGGACGCGGAGAAGGAGCCAGGCCCGGUGGACUACCCCGCGGAGCGCCUCUUCCAUGCAGCGGCCACCGGCUCCUUGUCUACGUACCCGGUCGUUCUGUACACACCGAAAUUUCGUCACGGCGAUGGUGGCGCCGAGCCUGUCGUAGAAGGGGCUCCGGGGCCAUCCUCGUAG